AGAGAUUCAGACGCGACGAUGGGCACAAUCGGCUUAAAACAUCAGAUGAUAAGCUGAAAAAGUGAUAAGGUUAUAAAAAUGCGGGACAGACUCCUCCUAUUCUGUCACUAUAUAGUCCGUAUUAGGAAAAGUACGGUUUCUUCUGAUUUUUAUCACAAGAAGGAUGGUCAUGAGCAGGACACUUGUACUUGUGGCGCUCCUCGGCUUCGCAUAUGUUUGCGAAUCCGCUCUGAUCACAAAUCUCCCUGGAGCUCCAAUCUCAAACUUCAAGCAAUAUUCGGGCUACUACAAUGUGGGAACCAAGAAGAAUCAUAUGCUCCACUACUGGUUCGUCGAGUCUCAAAGCAACCCAUCAACUGAUCCAGUUCUUCUCUGGCUUACCGGUGGACCAGGAUGCUCCGGAUUGUCAGCUCUUCUCACCGAGUGGGGACCAUGGAAUGUCAACACCGACGGAGCCACCCUUCGCACCAAUCCAUACUCCUGGAACAAGAAUGCCUCAAUUCUCACCCUUGAAGCUCCAGCCGGAGUUGGAUACUCUUACGCCACAGACAACAAUAUUGCAACCGGAGACGACCAGACAGCCAGUGAGAAUUGGGAAGCCCUCGUCGCUUUCUUCAAUGAGUUCCCACAAUACAAGGGAAACGAUUUCUAUGUGACUGGAGAGUCGUACGGUGGAAUCUAUGUUCCAACACUUGUUCAGACUAUUUUGGAUCGUCAAUCACAAUCUCAUAUCAAUAUUAAGGGACUCGCAAUCGGAAACGGAUGUGUUUCAGCUAACGAGGGAGUUGACUCACUUGUCAACUUCUUGUACCAUCACGGAGUUGUUGAUCAGGCCAAAUGGGAGCACAUGAAGACCUCGUGCUGCCACAACGACACUGAUGCCUGCCCAUGGCACUCGUUCAGCGAGUUCUCGGCCUGCGGAGAAUUCGUUGAAGCUACCCAACAGACCGCCUGGAACGGAGGUCUCAACCCAUACAACAUGUACGCCGACUGCAUCUCCACCAGCGCAAGCUUCCGUUUCGGAAUGGAGUAUGAGAGAAGAUUCAAUAAGAAGUACACACCAGAGGUUCUUGGAACCGUUCCAUGUCUUGAUGAGAGCCCAGUAACCAAUUAUUUGAACCGUCAGGAUGUGCGUAAGGCACUCGGAAUUCCAUCUUCUCUUCCAGCUUGGUCGAUUUGCAGUAACGCCAUCUCGUACGGUUACAAGAGACAAUACGGAGACAUGACUUCCCGUGUUCUGAACGCCGUCAACAACAACAAUCUGAAAAUGAUGCUCUACAACGGAGACGUCGAUUUGGCCUGUAAUGCUCUUAUGGGACAGAGAUUCACUGACAAGCUCGGUCUUACGCUCUCCAAGAAGAAGACCCACUUCACUGUGAAGGGUCAAAUCGGUGGAUACGUGACACAGUACAAGGGAUCCCAGGUGACAUUCGCCACUGUUCGCGGAGCCGGACACAUGGUACCAACCGACAAGCCAGCCGUCGCCGAGCACAUCAUCCAAUCGUUCCUGUUCAACAAGGCCUUCUAAUCGUUAGGAGAACAAUGAUAAUAAUUUUGAAAUAAAUGUCUGAAAAACUGAGCUCACAAGAGGUUAUAAGGUUCCAGCAAUUUAUAAGAAUUUGGAAAUUGAAACAAUAAAAAAGAAUAAAAAGGGAAA
This is a messenger RNA of Caenorhabditis elegans, 1657 nucleotides long. RefSeq names its product Serine carboxypeptidase ctsa-1.2 (gene ctsa-1.2). Gene Ontology annotation, biological process: proteolysis. NCBI's taxonomy places the organism in Eukaryota, Metazoa, Nematoda, Chromadorea, Rhabditida, Rhabditidae. Gene Ontology annotation, molecular function: serine-type carboxypeptidase activity. The transcript is spliced from 6 exons. The record is from RefSeq and is marked reviewed. The coding region runs from base 164 to 1528 and encodes 454 amino acids.